AUGAUUCCAGCUGUUCAUGAGCCCAUCUGGCACCUUAUAUGUUACAGCAGGCCGAAAAGCAACGACACCUUUACCAAUAGAGUAAUUCUCCGUAUCUUUGAUCACGCAUUGAUUAUUCCUAUACGCUGCGAGUUGUUCCCCAAUCAGGAGAUCGGGGUCUCUGCAGGUGGUUCCAAGCGCGUGGCGUGCAUGCCGACGUGA
Laccaria bicolor S238N-H82 is the source of this 201-nucleotide messenger RNA. RefSeq lists its product as uncharacterized. NCBI's taxonomy places the organism in Eukaryota, Fungi, Basidiomycota, Agaricomycetes, Agaricales, Hydnangiaceae. The transcript is spliced from 2 exons. The coding region runs from base 1 to 201 and encodes 66 amino acids. The record is from RefSeq and is a predicted model, not a curated record.